Molecule: messenger RNA, 1609 nt
Organism: Exophiala xenobiotica
Lineage: Eukaryota; Fungi; Ascomycota; Eurotiomycetes; Chaetothyriales; Herpotrichiellaceae
Exons: 3
Coding region: 185-1378 (397 amino acids)
Source: RefSeq, a predicted model, not a curated record
CUCCAACGACCAGCCUUGACCUUGGUUUCUCUUUCUGUGGUCUGCAGGGCUUUCUGACUGAUCGCGGUCGAGACAAUUUUGAGCAGGAUGCUAGGGCGAUAUUCUGCUGACGUCUGAGACUGCCUCACCGUCUUUCGUGCAUUCUAUACAACCUACCAAAGUCUUUGCGGCCGGCGAGAUCAACAUGAAGUUCAUUGACUCGUACACGUCCAACAACAGCGGAUUCCAGCUUGACAUCGUUGGUUUCCUUGCCAUUCUUGGAGAAGGUUCCGUUGAGACUGUUGCUCAAGUUGUUACCUUGAGUUACCUCAUCUACCUUCCUCGUCUCCUCCCCGCCCCCCAGAUCUUCAUCAGACCUUCGAGACCGGAAAAGCUUGAGACCACAUCUGGAGCAAAAGUAAUUGGGGUUCAUUCUGGCAACACCGGCGAAGACAUACAUCAUGUGGCCCAUGCGUUGCAUCGUGGGGAUAAACUUGCCCCUAAUACAGUUACCUGUGUGAGAGUGAAGGAGAACGAAAAAGAUCGUCCAUCUAUCAAACGCUUUGGGCCUCUGGCCAUGCUAGCGUUCAUGGGGUUCGCCAUGAGUGCUGCAUUGCUGGGCCUAUCCAUAUACUACGAGGAUGGCAUGUCCUUGUUGGCGACAGCGCUCUUGUCUUCCCUGAGCACGGUCACCGGGAUCGCGAACAAAUGGUCGCCCACCCCGAACGAUCCGAAGCCUGAUCCUCAUUCCCCUCCGGGUGAUGUAGUGAUCAAAUAUCCUCAAGGAGCCUUUAUUGUGGUAUCCUGCGAGGAACGAACGGCACGAUACUUGUAUUUCAAUCCAAGCGAGCGUUGUAUUUAUGCGGUUACGAGCACAGCUAUAUAUAGAGGUCUUUCAUUGAUUUCGACCUUGUUACUCAUGGGUGGAGUUAUCUCACUGGCCAAUGCCAGGAUCGAGACCCAGACAGCAUUUGCAGGAGCCUACAUGCUUAUCAACAUUUUCUACUGGAUAGGGGCUGCUUUGCCACCUGCUCAACAUUGGGAUCUUUCUCGACUGGAAGUCGAACAUAUUGAGGUCCAUGGUGGGACUCCUCCACGAACCGCCAAGAUCGACAACUACUCGCCAACAUAUACCGAAGCACUAUGGAAGGCUAUCGCGGUCACGGGGACCAGCAACUGGGUGAAAGAAGCGGGAUGGGCCCCCAGAACUCCGGCCUGGAAUGAUUGGCUCAACGAAGCAGAAGAAGCCGCUCUAGGGGAGCCAUUGAAGUCGAGCACAAAGACAGUCAAUGGCAAGGUAGUUGAAAUUUGGACAAUUCGCAAUUGGGACAGCAGAAAUGCUCUGUCAACUCUCCUACGGACGACGACGGACAAGAUUGGUCCCAGAUCACCCAAGUGAGGUUCAAGCGAUAUCACGGGCCGGUGAAAACACAGUCUCUGGGGCCUUGACCCUCUGCAUCAAGGGCUUGACCGGGAUUCACCAUCUCCCCCGCAAUGUUCCUUCUUGUGACAACGACGAUUUACGGAACUAUGAUCAAACGACUGACGAAAUGAUGACUGAUGGAAGCCAAAAUCUGCUUGGGCAAAGAUAAAUUAACUAUAGAUAGAUCAUCAAUAAGAUGUAUUCCUG